UUUGUCGUCAGUCGUCGAUUAACUGGCCGUUGUUGAGAGGUUUUGCCAGUUGGGACGAGUUCUAGUGGCCGUUGCCGUUGUGGAGAGGUUAAAAUAAGAGCGAAUGUAUGAACUGUCCGGCGGGACAUAAAAACUGACCGUCGUAGAGGAGUAGCCGUUAGUGGAGGUUCGACUGUAUAAAUGUUUUGUUCUCUAUUACAGCUGAAUAACGCUUCGAACAUCAAUAUAGAGUUGUAAUCGAGAAUUUACUCGAUUAAAUAAACUUUUCACGCAUUUUUAUAUUGUGUAACUUUCAACGCAACGUUUAGCUUCAUCGCUCAUCGCUCAUCCGUGAAGGAUAGGCGGAACUUGUUAGCGGAGCGUGGACUUGAUGACAAACAAGUCCCUAAAUAUGUUGUGAGCAAUUGUUAUCAACAACAAGACCUGCAGCUAAGGUUGCUAACCAUUGUAACAAAGAAUGCAACGUCAUCCCUGACUUAUAAUGCAUUCAAGUUGAACUAAGAGUUAUUAUAUUAUUGAUGAUUGUCUGUUAAUUAGAGCGGGCAACUUUGCACGUAACUUGUGAAUGACACUUCGAUUAGAGUUGAAUCAUUCCAAGAAUAAAACAAAAGAUACUUGCACUGUAAGGUCAAACACAAUAUCGUACACAGUUUUUGUGUUUUUUUGUAUUUCACUUCAGUCACUUAAGUCGCCCUGAAGUUUUAUUUGUUCAAGACUUUUGAAAUGUAUUGCUGUAUUAAAUAUUCCGUUAGUCCGUUAUGUUAUUUCUCCUGCUCCGUUCGAAAAAGUGUAGAAAAACUAAAUAGGAUAAUCAUCGUGAUUUUCUGCCCGAGCACGAAACAUGUUCUGUGUUUAUUCUUUAUUUAUAGUUAUUUAUCUUUUACCGAGCUGGGUGUAACGAACUUAUACAAUGGACUCCUCGCGCAGCUAGCGGGUGGUAUCUUCUUUACGCACAAACAUAACCAUAUAUGAUCUACAUGUAUGUAUAUAUCACUGAAAGGUCUUCUUCGGAAUGCAAUCGUUUGACCUCUUCCGAGAGAAACAGCACCCUUAUUUUUUAUUACCACCUCGCGUGUUUGAGCUUUAACUUUGGAAACAAAUUAAUUCCACAAACUUCAUCGCCCGAUUUGCAGGUGGUAAAAUUCUGUUUGCUUUUUUUCCGGCUUAAGCGAAUCUUGAUAAUUACCUACCAUGCUUUAUAGAGACCUCACAACAACCUCAUUGUGUAGAUGGUUAUCUCGAUAUUUAUAAUGCAAAUGCAAGAAAUAAGGCAAUUGUUUUUCUUGUUUUUUUUUUUUUUUUCUGAAAUGAGAUUCAAAGAGGUUUGAACAGCUGUAAAGAUAGUUUUUGUUUUGGUUUGGUUUUUUUCAUUUUAUUUUUGCAGAGGAGAACUUUUGAAUUGGUUGAAAAGGUUCCGUUGAAAACAGUUCGCCAUCUUUCUAAAAGUACUGUUUGUUAUAAUGUACCCUCGGAAUUCUGCUUUUGUCAUUCGAAAGAUGACAACUGGACGCCAUUGACUCGUCAUAUACUUAGUUUUAAUUACAUGGACCCUCAGCGAUUCUUUUACAUGUUAAUAAGGCUGUGAAAUAGUCCUCAGGGAAAUUACAACUCGAGUUGGCCACGAGUUUAACAGUGCGGAAAACCCUGGUCUAUUCUGACGAAAAUAAAAGUGUUGAUACAUCACGAGAGGUGAAUAAGCGUGUUAUCGGAAACAACACAUGGUGAAUAUGGGCCCAUUCAGGUGUGGAGCCAGACAGUUUACUUAUAAUGUUAUGCAUGUUAAUUAAAGAGCGACCUUGGUAUCUCGAAUCGAUCAAAAAGCAAUCUUCUGUUGACCAUUGGUUAUCAGCAUACCUUAUCAGGCCAGUGAUCGCCAGACAAGUUUGUUGUUGGCGUUUUCUCAGAGAACGCAAAGACACACAGGUCUGUGAACAGCUGGAGUUCGCGGAGAAACAAGUUCCUAAAACGAUGCUACCCCACCAUUUAAACGCAAGACGCUGUUGUCUGUCGAUUGUGCCGCUCGUAUUGACGUUAGUAGCGAUGGACUACCGGGGUUGUCAUGCUCAGUUAAACCAGACAAAAAUUGAACAAACUCUGAUAAAGGCGUUAUUUGCAAAUUACGACUCUGAAGGAAGACCGGUUUUGAACCUGUCAAAACCCGUUCUGGUUAAGUUUGGACUGGCUUACAGCAAUCUUCACAGUUUGGAUGAAAAGAAUCAAGUUUUAACAAGUAACGUUUGGAUAAGACAGCAAUGGCAUGACCCGUGGCUAGUAUGGAAUCCUUCAAGUUACAGUGGUCUCAGCUCCAUCAACAUAAGUCCUAACCUAGUGUGGAAACCAGACAUUGUCCUACACAACAAUGUUAACGAGGAAGGCGAUCACGGUGAACAGUAUCUGUUUGACACCAAGGUCAUCAUCAGCCAUGACGGUACGGUCACGUGGCUGUCCCCCAACCUAAUCAAGAGCUCUUGCAAAAUAAACGUCAAGUAUUUCCCUUGGGACAUGCAGACUUGCCAGCUGAAGUUCGGCUCGUGGACGUUCAAUGGAUUCAAACUUGACCUUGCCUUCUACAACGACCUGCCAGGUGCAGACCUUAGCACUUUCACGAAAAAUGGUGAAUGGGAUCUGUUGUCAGCCGAUGCAACGAGGAACGAGGUGUUUUACGGGUGUUGUCCCGAGCCAUACCCUGAUCUAACUUUCGAAAUAAGGAUUAAGCGGCGCACCUUGUUCUAUGUCAACAACUUGGUUGUCCCUUGCAUUGUCCUGGCGCUUCUGACAGCCACGGCUUUUCUAUUUCCGCCGGAAACGGGCGAGCGGAUCUCUCUUAUGAUCACCAUUCUGUUGGGUAUGACUGUGUUUAUGAUUGUCGUGAUUGAAACCAUACCGUCGACCUCAGAGGUGACUCCUCUCAUCAGUACGUACUUCUCCGUGGUCAUGAUCGAGGUCUCGCUGGGUCUCCUCUGCACCUGUAUCAGUCUCAAUAUCGAACAUCAUCAUCCCAAAAUGCAGCUCACUGGUUGGUUUCGUUAUGUCCUGUUCGAGGUACUGGGGCCCAUUUUGAGCUGUGGCUCUGUCAAGCGACUGAAAAGAAAACAGCUCAAAAAUAAAGAAAUGAAAACAGGAGAUUACCACGUGAAACAAAACCAAGUCAUGCCAGAGGAGGACAAAGUCACUGUGACGGACGUAACUUCCACGGGGGACGUUAGGAACUGUGCUAACACGGGAGAGAAGGAAAUGAAAGUCGCGGGCAUGGACAAAGUGUCCAUGUUUAUCGAUCGAGCCUUGGCAGAAGACAAAAGGAAACUGGAGUGGCACGUUGCGGUGAACAUUAUUGAUAACUUCUUCUUCGUUCUCUUUGUUGUAACUAUCCUUAUUUCCUCGCUGGUGAUUCUAGUUCAACCGAAAGUAGAAGCUGAAAGCUGAAAGCUGAUUGGUUAUUUAUCAGGCGGGUCUGGCAAAUUGGCUGAAUAAAGUGCAUUGAGACACCGUGCGACAGUUAAGCACAUCACCAGUAUUACUUGGUUGUUGACUUGGUCGUGUUCAUUUGAAACGUUUUCCGUUCACACGUUAUUGCCCGCCGAAAUGUCUCCCGCGUUUUCGCUGCGUGUUGUUGAUUGGUUUGGAUGCUGUUAACACGUCCUUUUUUUGGCUUUGUGUUUGCUUUUCACGUCAACACAACAAGCCGCCAUUUUUGACAAUCUCCUUCUUCCCCCAGCAUUAGUGUAAGAAACCGCCUACCUUCACGUCGCCCCCAGGGGAUUACUUCGCUCCUCCUCCUUCUCAAAGAAGAAAGGGCCUAUCUUGAACGCCCCUACCCCAUUCCCCUCCC
Molecule: messenger RNA, 3829 nt
Organism: Orbicella faveolata
Lineage: Eukaryota; Metazoa; Cnidaria; Anthozoa; Scleractinia; Merulinidae
Product: neuronal acetylcholine receptor subunit alpha-10-like
Biological process (GO): monoatomic ion transmembrane transport
Cellular component (GO): postsynaptic membrane
Molecular function (GO): transmembrane signaling receptor activity; acetylcholine-gated monoatomic cation-selective channel activity
Source: RefSeq, a predicted model, not a curated record